AACAAAGCUGCAGCAGCGUUAAACAACGGAACAACGGAAUAGCAAUUUGUUGGGUCGCGCGAGAAUCGCCGUGGGGUCUUUUAUCGAGCGAUAUUAGUGUCAAACCGGAGGUCGUGAAAACUUCCAUGGUUAUUAAAGACUCAUCAACGCAAAGAAUAGGAUAGAAUAAAAGGUUAAUGAGUGUGAAAGUAGAUCGUACAAAAGUGCUGGAAGAGUAAAUUAUGCGAAACAUGGUUUAUAAAGUUCAGUCUGGCCUUGGUCUUGCAUGGUAUGGUUGAAUGCUCUCCUUCAUGUUUUCUAUCUUAUCUUAUCAGUAAUAUUUCUAUAUACGUUUUCGUUACGCUGAUCCAAAUUUCUAGGCCUGUCUAGUUGAUCGUUUCCUUUCGCUUCUGUUCUCCCGUCUGGGUAUUUCUUCUAACUAUUCAACAAUGAGAGAAUCUCACUCCGACACAGCUCUGAAUGUUCUCUUUUCUGCGUCCUUUGCGCUCAACAUUGCUGGUAAUUCAAUAAUCUGCUACACUAUUUUACACAAGAGGUCUCUGCGUACGACUAUGAACAUUUUAUUCGUCAACCUAUCGAUUGCUGACAUGACUGUAGGAUUAUUCAUGUCGCCAUGGUUCAUCUUCAUCAAGCUGUUCCAACAUCCGACGGGAAAUCCCGGCCUAAUGCUCUGCACGUUUUUGACCGGCCAAACACUGAUGCUGUGUGGAGGAGUCGUAUCCUUCUGUACUUUACUCUCCAUCUCUAUCGAGCGCUAUUACGCAAUCAUUCACCCGCAUUCGUACAAAGGGCGCCUUAGCACCCGUAAAGUAAGGAUUAUCAUUAUCCUGUCAUGGGUGUUCGGGAUUCUUUGGGUCGUGCCGCAAAUGUUAACGCGAAAGUAUAGUGAGGAGAAGCAGUUCUGCGUUGGCGAUUGGCCUAAGAGGUGGCACGUUAUAGCCUAUAGUAUAUGUUGGCUUUUAAUCGCUUUUGUCAUUCCAGUUUGCAUUAUGGCAGCUAUAUACCUUCGAAUAAUCAAUGCCCUUUGGCGCACGGGGAACAAAACGGUGAAUAUAUGCCAACGAGUGCGCAUGCGAAGUCGCAAGCGCCUUACUAAGAUCAUGAUUGCUAUAACUAUCAUCUACUGCUGUUGUUGGGCACCGGUCACUAUAUUCUACUGUGUUUCGUCCUUUGUUUCCACAAUGCAAGCGGGCUCCCUGUGGCAUAAGGUUGGAAUCUUGAUGGUGACUCUAAACUCCAGCAUUAAUCCUGUGUUGUACAGCUACCAAAGCAAUCAACUGAAGAUACACAUCAAAAAAACAAUGAAAAAUCUUCUGUGCUGCUUUAUUAAGAGAGGGAGAGUUGAUGUUGUUAGAGAGUGCCAACCAAGAGCCUUCGUAGGCAACAACAGCACUUUGACUACGCGCCUGACUUAAAAAAACUCUUUGUAUCUGAAUAAGAAUGAAAACGCUUCUGUGUUGUUUCAUGAAAAGAGGGAAGAUCGGCGCAAUUGAUCUAUGAAUCGACAUUUCAACAUUUUAACUACGCGUCUGACAUGAUAAACUGUUUGGGCGCUAUUGAAGAACCCCUAUAUCAACACUAUAUCUUAUUUGAUAUAUAGUUUUUAAGUCCUUCGACUGUUUCACUCUGGUCUCUAAUGCCAUCCUCUAUAAAUGGUGAGUUAGCUCGAAAACGUAUGUUACUCUAGCUCACCAGCACUACUUUCAUUUACUUUUAUUUCAUUCUUUAUUUAUUAA
Messenger RNA from Actinia tenebrosa (Australian red waratah sea anemone), 1736 nucleotides. Its product is annotated as tachykinin-like peptides receptor 86C. The record is from RefSeq and is a predicted model, not a curated record. NCBI's taxonomy places the organism in Eukaryota, Metazoa, Cnidaria, Anthozoa, Actiniaria, Actiniidae. Gene Ontology annotation, cellular component: membrane. Gene Ontology annotation, biological process: G protein-coupled receptor signaling pathway. Gene Ontology annotation, molecular function: G protein-coupled receptor activity.